Messenger RNA from Dicentrarchus labrax (European seabass), 2186 nucleotides. RefSeq names its product adaptor related protein complex 2 subunit sigma 1 (gene ap2s1). The record is from RefSeq and is a predicted model, not a curated record. Gene Ontology annotation, molecular function: clathrin-cargo adaptor activity. Lineage: Eukaryota; Metazoa; Chordata; Actinopteri; Moronidae. Gene Ontology annotation, cellular component: intracellular membrane-bounded organelle; AP-2 adaptor complex; membrane coat. The transcript has 5 exons. Gene Ontology annotation, biological process: intracellular protein transport; clathrin-dependent endocytosis. Bases 167 to 595 code for a protein of 142 amino acids.
UGCAACGCAACUUAGCGUAGUCGUGCACUUCCUGUUAGCUCUGAGAAGAUAGCGGACGAGCGGUCGAAGGAAAUACUGAUGUAUCGUUAUCUAUGUGAAAUCGUAGCAUAAUUGUACAGGAACGGGCUAUUCUGGAGCUUCUAAGGUCCACAUUUAGGAGACGACAAUGAUCCGCUUCAUCCUCAUCCAGAACCGAGCAGGGAAGACACGACUGGCCAAAUGGUACAUGCAGUUUGAUGAUGAUGAGAAGCAGAAGUUGAUUGAGGAAGUGCAUGCUGUGGUAACUGUCAGGGAUGCCAAGCACACCAACUUUGUGGAGUUCAGGAACUUCAAGAUCAUUUACCGGCGUUAUGCUGGCCUGUACUUCUGUAUUUGUGUGGACGUGACCGAUAACAACUUGGCAUACCUCGAGGGAAUCCACAACUUCGUAGAGGUGCUGAAUGAGUAUUUUCACAACGUGUGCGAAUUGGACCUUGUGUUCAACUUCUACAAGGUGUACACUGUGGUGGAUGAGAUGUUCCUGGCGGGAGAGAUCAGGGAGACCAGUCAGACCAAGGUCCUCAAGCAGCUCCUCAUGCUCCAGUCGCUUGAGUAGAAAACAGGCAACCACCAGUGCUCAUUAAUCUGCUGCCCUGGCACCUAAAGCAACCUACUCCAUGUCCCCGUUACUCUGGAAAGGACCCCCCUAUGAUUUGCCUGCCUCCGCAAAGGCAGAUCUCACUCCGUACAGAACUUCAGGAGGGGGUGGGGGGGUGCUUAGAGAUAAAAAUACACAAUAUUGUUUACAUACGGAUAUAUAAUACGGAAGUUCAAUUAACCUGUUUGUUAUAGCAGUCUAUAAUGUAUCUGUUGUACUUUGAAUGCGGUCACACGGUAAAAAAAAAAAAGGCUGUACAUUUCAACAUCUUACCAUCUCAUAUACUGCCUACAUGGCAAUCAACUUUAUAUUCUUUCACUUUUCCCAAAGCCAGAGGCUUCAGAAAUGAGUUGUUUCAUGUAGUAACCAGUUAGUCUUUGCAUUUAUCUCUGUGCAGUGUGAAAACACUGAUGUAGGUCCACUGCGCUCUCCUGCCCCCCCUCUCCUCUCCUCCCUUCAUUAACCUCAACAUUCAUUUGAUGGCACUACUGUAACUAACAAGCACCAUGUACAAAGAGACUGCCUAUAAUGAUCCAUGUGCAUUGAGCACUUUACAACAGCCUUGCAGCCAGCUCUAUAAAUCCAUGUAAAGAAAGACCUCGCCUGUGAUGUGGUAUUGGAGUUGUCACGCCUUCUGCUCAUUUUUAGAUCUGGAUCACAGUACAAGCAAGCUACAACUAGAAAGCCCUUUAGAGCAAUUGACCCACCACGGCAGGUUCAUAAUUGAAUGGAGUGUACUUAGGAUGAGUGCCAUUUUGUCUGUGUGUUAUGGCAACCUGUGCUGUGUCAGACAUCCUCGUGGUUGAUGAUGAUAAACAGCGUAGGUUAUGUUAGCUCAGAUGGCUGCACUUUGGACGCUGUAAUCGUUUUCACUGCAUUUCAAAUCAUCUAGAUCAUUUGACGCAACUCUUUUUAAUUACAUUAAAUGGUGCUUGUUGGUCACACUUAAAAUACAAACCCACUCAGACGGAAAAAGACCUGGACAUAGAAAGUAUAUUUUACAUAUAGCAGUACUGUGAAGUUUGCUUCGUAUAGUGUGUACAUACAGUAUAUCUUGAGUAUGUUGAAUAUUGUGAAAUCAUUCCAGGACGACGGGUUCUUGCUCACUGUAUGAUCUGAGCAGUAUUUACUUGUUAAAGGUCCAUAAAUUCCUUUAACAUUGCAUAAAAUAAAUUGGCUUUUAAAUUCCUCAACUACAAGCCUCAUGAACUUUGGCAACAACAAAAAAAAAAACGGAACAUCCACUUUUAUUCUUUUCUCUUUUGAUGGACUUUAAUGUUGAUGAGAUUGCUUGUCAUACUCUAAUUUUAACCAUAUCCAGUCACAAAGGUGUCAAAGGUGGUUUCAAAUGUUACUGUUGUUCAACUUUUGUAUUUUUUUUUUUAAUAAUUAGGCAUUAGUGAAAUAUGUACUGCUUCCCUUAUUGUCCACCUGUGUGAGUUUGUUGAUGAAAGACGUGUGUUUGUAUGUUUUAUUGUCUCCAAUUCAACUACCCACAUCAAUACGUCCCAUUAUAUGUAAAUAAUAAACAGAUGAAGUGAUACAUGAA